This is a messenger RNA of Alternaria burnsii, 825 nucleotides long. RefSeq lists its product as uncharacterized. The record is from RefSeq and is a predicted model, not a curated record. The transcript is spliced from 2 exons. NCBI's taxonomy places the organism in Eukaryota, Fungi, Ascomycota, Dothideomycetes, Pleosporales, Pleosporaceae. Bases 1 to 825 code for a protein of 274 amino acids.
AUGAUCCGUGAACUGCCCUCGCCCCGUUUUACCGACGUUGUCGCAGCUUUGUACAAACCACAACACCUUCCAAAAUCAUCAAAAGCUAUCAUUUGGCACGGCGAUAUCAUUAUGCAAAAAACGUUAUUUGCAGUGUUGCUUGUCUCGACUGGCGUAGGGUUUGCCUGCGGUUAUAGCAUUAGCCCAAACUCGCAUCUGCUGCUUAACGCAGAUCAUCUCGCGGCCCCACGCCUCAAGUGGCAGACUCCACUUUCGACGAAGGACGACAGGUCUACCGUGUUGAACUUUGAUGACAUCUCGACGACUGACGGACAAGCGGCUAUUGAACUUUACAACGGUCUUCUCUUCGAGGGACUGACAGUUGUCAAUGUGUCCGACAGUAGCCUUCUUGAUAACGAGGAUAGAGAUUGUGCAACAUCACACACAAACACCCUAGUCAGCUUUUCAUACUCCGAAGGCCAACUUCCUCAGAUCAAGAUCGGAGCAGCACACCUCAACGACAAAACGUCGUUGCCCAUGUUUGAUCUCUUGUCCCUCUCCAUCAAGCCGCGUCAGAAACGAUAUUCGGACCCCGUGCUUAUCAGAUAUAAGUUCUGGCAAAUACAAGACGGCAAGACCGAGACGACAUAUAUAGACCUGGUCUUUCAUGGCGUUGAUCACCACGCCAUUGCUCACGUUGAUUUCGAAAGGUAUGGGUAUACCAUCAGAAACCUCACCGCUUUCGAGAUUACUGUAAUGGAGAAUGAUAAGAUGGACUUUGCAUUUUGUCUGGACGAUCUGGGCGUAAGGAUCCAUAACACGACUGGCGGUAAGGUAACUCAAUAA